UUUCCUUUAUGCCUUGCUUGGGCAAUUACUAUUCAUAAGUCACAAGAUUUAAUAUUACCACAAGCUGUAAUAAAUCUUGAAAAUAAAGAAUUUAAAACUGGUCUUACAUUUAUUGCAAAAAUUAGAGCAAAAUACAUGUUUACAGCAAAGAUUAAUGGAAGAACUCAG
This is a messenger RNA of Cetraspora pellucida, 168 nucleotides long. The record is from the annotation of a GenBank genome assembly. Lineage: Eukaryota; Fungi; Glomeromycota; Glomeromycetes; Diversisporales; Gigasporaceae.